Molecule: messenger RNA, 1090 nt
Organism: Aspergillus heteromorphus CBS 117.55
Lineage: Eukaryota; Fungi; Ascomycota; Eurotiomycetes; Eurotiales; Aspergillaceae
Exons: 3
Coding region: 356-1000 (214 amino acids)
Source: RefSeq, a predicted model, not a curated record
UAGGGCUGAAGUCCCUUAGCCAGGCUGUGCAAUAAUCCUUCCGUCACCUGCGGACUGUUCUUGUUUUGCUCUUCGAUUGUUUGUGUAUAAUAUACGGCUCUUCCCCGUACAUAGCCCGUCUCGAUACUGUCCGGUACAGCACCUGCUCCUGUCGUUCCCAGAAGCCACCCAAAUCUAGUCCACCCCUGGCUGUGUCUGGCUGGCUAGAUAAAGCUGCUUAUUUCCUUCACCUGUACACCUACAUCCACUCCUACUUAAGAAAGCUGGCAGGCCAGCUCCUGAACCCUUCCCACCUCACUCUCAUCCUGAUUACCCUCUCCACAACAUCACAUCUACACUCCCUCUUCCUCUCAAGAUGGCCCCAACAAAGCCAAUCCUCCACCCAUUAACCACGCCGAAGAACAUGACGUUCCCCUCUGAGCUCCGAGAGCGUACCUUUAACUGCCUCGACGUGGACCGACCCGUGAGUGAGAAGAAAGAAGAAGAUGAUGAAGAAGAAGAAGAAGACGAGGACGACGAAGAGGCCACCAUCACCCCCCCACCAGCCUACACCGAAUUCCUGAACACCUUCAGUCCAAUCUUCUCCAGUCCUUCGACCUCCCGGGCGAACUUCUACAAGUACAUGCGUGACAAGCCCCGUCCUUCUCCCACCUCUCCACCAGCCAGCACCACAUCCACCACCUUUCCCAGCAGGAUUCCUCCCAAAAACGCCGUGCACCACCACCAAGCACCACCAGCUUCAUGGGCCACUAAAAGCCCCGUCCAUACCCAGCGCAUGCGCCUCCCUCCACCAUACAUCUGCACCCCGGUAUCCGCGUCCCCAUAUACUCCAUCCGAGUGGAGACAGCAGCGUCCCUUCGACUCGCCCGUCAGCGAGACGGGAAACUCCUUUAGCGUACGCCACGUGGUGACCACCACGAUCACAUAUAAACGGACGCCUCAGCUGGACCCGCCUCCGCAGGGCAAGCGGAGAAGGAACCUCAGCCGCCGGAACACAUAGGCGACCGAUCGACUUCCUACUCCCUUCCUCCCUCCCGCCCUCCCUCUUUCAAUUAUCGUCUGACAAUGAUCCUGGCGAAUCGUCUCGUUU